This is a messenger RNA of Eublepharis macularius, 3128 nucleotides long. It is a transcript of the gene CDCA7L, whose product is annotated as cell division cycle associated 7 like. Gene Ontology annotation, cellular component: nucleus. The transcript has 10 exons. Bases 462 to 1787 code for a protein of 441 amino acids. The record is from RefSeq and is a predicted model, not a curated record. Lineage: Eukaryota; Metazoa; Chordata; Lepidosauria; Squamata; Eublepharidae. Gene Ontology annotation, biological process: regulation of DNA-templated transcription.
UGUAACUACUCGCAGGGUGCUCCGGCGAACGGUUUGGCGCUGCUCUCCGUGGAAGUCCCGCUUGGAAGGAACCCGAACGGGCUUAGCCCCUUCUUCUCCCGCUACCGGACUGUUCCACUCCUAGCACAGGAAACGGGGAAUUCUCCAGCGGCCGGGGAACUCCUUGCCCGCAAUGUCUCCUGCCUCCUGAACCCGAAGGCGGCCUUGCGGGGAGGAAGCAGCGGCGGCCUCAAAGAGACUCCCGGUAAAGCAGGCGGCGGGCGAGACAAAGGAGCGGCCAGCUUCCCGCCGCACUCCCUCGCUCUGCCCCCCCCCCCUGCAGUGGAAGCUCUGGCGGCGGCGGCUGGUUCGAGACUGAGUUGAGCAGGGGGCGCGCGCGCGCGCACUGUGGCUGGUCCGCGGGCGCAGGGGGAGCGAGCGCGCGGCCAGGACGCCCCCCCCCCGAGAGCCAGAGGAGCAAGAUGCUUGAAUUGGCUGAUAUCUUUAAUGCCCCAAGUGAUGAUGAAGAUUUUCUUGGUUUUGAACCUGAUGUUCCCAUGGAAACGCUGUCAUUGGAGGAUAGCUUUGGAAGUUGUGAUUCAUUGGAGUCAAGAAAAAAGGAUGGUGAUUUGCAGUCGAAGUACCUGACAAAGGAGCUGAGAAGCAUUUUCACAGAAAGUACAGAUUCAGAAAAUGAAGUGUUUGAAGGUUUUUCUUCAAAAGAGCUGGAAGUAAAUGGGAAGAAGGAUGUGGAGGUGAUGGAUUCUGAUCUGAACAAUGAAAGUGACACUUUAUCUGUGAUGACUGCAGAGGAGGAGGAAGAGAAAGGGAGGGCUUCCUCUAAAAAAAGAAGCCUUGGCUUUCGUGUUGCAUUGCAGUUUCCCACUAAGAAAUCUGCUGAGAAGGUUGACUCCAAGUUCUGCUUGAAGGACACUAAACACCCUUACUCUCUCACAAGACGAAAAAAUAAUAAAACCUGGAAGAAACUAGACCAGGAGACUUCCUCAGAGUCUGAAGAAGAUGCCAAAGAGGCAUCAAAAGAUAGCUCUAGCACACUGCUUAAAAGAGCUAUGAACAUCAAAGAAAAUAAGGCCGUGCUUGCUCAGUUAUUAGCAGAACUGAAUUCUAUACCUGACCUAUUUCCAAUGAAAACCCCAACCUCAACUCCUUCUAAACAGAAGAAAACGCCAAAGAGAAUUUUUUCAGAGGGCCAAAUAGAGCGUCGUACGAACCCAACCAGGAAUGCUCGCCCCCCGGAGAAGUUUGGUUUGGAAAAUGUUGCUUUUUCUGCUGUCAGAUUUGCUGAACAGUUUAACAAUUACAGGCGACAAAACAGUUUGCAGAAAAGACUAAAAGAGGGUAAUUUGAAGGUACUCAGAAGAAGACGAUCAUCAAAAUAUUGUUCAUUCCGAUCAGUUGAAGAUAUUACUGAUGAGGAUUUGGAAAACAUUGCAAUAACAGUUAAAGAUAAAAUCUAUGAUAAGGUCCUGGGAAGUACAUGCCAUCAGUGUCGACAGAAGACAAUUGAUACAAAGACAGUUUGUCGUAAUGAAGGCUGUGGAGGUGUGAGGGGACAGUUCUGUGGACCAUGCCUCCGUAAUCGCUAUGGAGAAGAUGUGAAAUCAGCACUUCUAGACCCAGAUUGGGUCUGUCCUCCUUGCCGAGGCAUAUGUAACUGUAGCUACUGUCGCAAACGGGAUGGUCGUUGUGCUACAGGGAUGCUUAUCCACUUGGCAAAGUUCUAUGGUUAUGACAAUGUGAAAGAAUAUCUUGAAAGCUUGCAAAAGCAGCUUGCUGAGGAUGACUGAAGAUACUGGAAGUAGAUGCGCAACACUCACAACUUGAUGACUUUAUUUUUUUACUGUUUUAAAUCAGAGUUGGAGAAUUUAAAAUUUUAUUGCAAUGAUGUUUUUAAAAUAUAGAAGUAUAGAUAGAAGCCGUUUGGUUGCUUUUUUAAAACUGAUGCUGAAUGUACUACAAGGAUUUCUCAGGAAAAUAUCAGUUAAAAGGAAUCCACGUUAUACAUUCAUUUUGCCAUUAUAUACUAUAUUUUUGUGAAACUCUUACAAAAAAGAACGGAGGUUAAAACAGCUUCCAUUCAUUUCAGCAGGGCCUGUACAGGAGAAGUACCUCUGGAUUGUGCUGUUUAGGAGGAGACUGCAUCUGUGAAUAGCUGAUUUUCAGUGGAGCUGCAGGGCCUAUUAAAGGGCUACUCUUAAUUGCUUUAGAAAUGUUUUAAAUCAAUCUCUUAGAUUUUACUAAUUUAACAUUGGAGCACUAAUUUUAAUGCUACUAAGAGAAUUUCAUUACACUAGCUUUCUAGAGUUGGCAUUUUUUCUUAACACCAACAAAUUUUUCUUUUGGCAUGAGUUAAAACAAACAAACCUCCAUCAAAAAGUACAUUUAAAUUAAGAAAUUGUAAUGUGAAUUUUGUUGGUAUUUUUUGUGUUUGUUUUCCCUGCCUUCCAAACUCAUUCUGUCUUCUGCACAGUACAAACAAUCUCUUCCAGAGUGUGGAGAAAUCCUUACAUGCAGUUUGACCACUGCAGAAUUUUUUGAAUAGUUAGUUGAUUUUAAACAUCGUGUGCCUCAGAGGCAAAACUGAAAUGUGUCCAAGUAUUCAGAUGUUACAUAAGCUGGGAGCUUCACUGUUUGAAGCGACCCAGAAUCUGAAACAAAACCACUAUGACCAAGAGAGCAGAGGACGAGCACGUUAUCAUGCUGUUUUGAAUCUGUUUCCAUAUGCAAUAUACAAGCUGUUGCAGCUAAUUAGCAGGGGCAAUAAGAUUAUCUUAUACACUGGAGUUUUUAAAUUAAACUUUAUUUUGAUAUUUUAUAGUGAUGCUAUAAUUAGCAAGAGAAACACAUUUUUCAAGGUGCCUACUUUGGAAAGAAGAGGAGGAAAUGUUGCUUCGACUAUUUUUGAGAUAGAAUUGAAUAUCAUAAAUACUUAUCUAGUUUGGAUUAAAGGCAGGUGCUUAUGUAUUGUUACAUUUUGUAUUUAAGAUGCGAUGCACAGCUUAGCUCCCCUCCCCCCAGUAUGACACUGAUCCUGAGGCCUUUUGGUGAUACUGAGAAGUAACAUUUAGACAUAGACAUAAUUUCUGCGUUAUGAUUAGAUGGGAACAGAUGGCUUGUAUAGCAAAGGC